Molecule: messenger RNA, 2181 nt
Organism: Cucumis sativus (cucumber)
Lineage: Eukaryota; Viridiplantae; Streptophyta; Magnoliopsida; Cucurbitales; Cucurbitaceae
Exons: 10
Coding region: 173-1909 (578 amino acids)
Molecular function (GO): ubiquitin binding
Source: RefSeq, a predicted model, not a curated record
CCUUUUUCAUACCUCUUUUCUUAUCUGUCUUUUGAAAUUUCUUCAUCUGGGGUUGCAUUAUUAGCUUCAAUUUACACCUUUUCUUGCUCUGUGGCGUUGUUUUGUGUACUCUAUUGCUUGGAGAAUGCGUUAGUUAUCGCCUUAAUUGAAUAAAUAUUAAUCUAUUGGGGGAAUGGAUUUUGAUAGUGUUUACAAGUCUCUGAAGGAACUCUUUCCGGAGGUUGACCAUCGGAUACUAAGGGCUGUAGCCCUUGAAAAUCCCAAGGAUGUUCAUCUAGCUGUUAAUGAUAUUCUCACAGAGGUUAUCCCUCGGUGUCGUCCGGAAAUUAAAUUACCCCUGCAGGAUCCUCGUGUGGAGUUUGCAUCUAAAUUAGAAGAAGGUACAGUUGGUGAUGAAUCAUGUAAUGGUACUUCCUACGAGAGUGGUGUGGCACAUCUAGAUGGAACAUUCAAUCAAUCUACCUCUGUAAAUAAUUAUGUCGCUGAUGAUGAUUGUGAACGACAUGAGAAUACUGAGACUACAAGCCUCUCUGUACCAGCCGACGUAGAAGAAGACCGCAGUGAAGUAGAAUUGAAUCGUGUAGCACCUGAAAAAUCAAAUGGUUUGAUUCAUGAAGAUAGUGAACAUAAUGAUCACAAACAAAGUCCUCAAUUUACCAAAAUCUGGAACCAGGAAUUACACCAUGAUGAUCGACCCAUCCCUGUGGAUGAGAAUUCUGAUGGUCAGACUGCCAAUCCAUCUUUUGAAAAUCAUUCUCCUUUUCAAUGUAUAAUCCAUGAUCACUCAGAAUCUGUCUACAAGAAAUCAAAUGCAAAUAGCACUUCAAAUCCCAAGCCCAAGCAAGAGAGUUCCACCGGUGAGAUGACUACCAUUGAAGAAAGGUUGAUGGGGCCUUCCAUACUCACUGAAUCAGGCCAACCGUGUAGUAUUGAUCAUCUUGACGAGAUCAUUGAGGAUGCUAAAAGCAACAAGAUAACAUUAUUCUCAGCAAUGCAAUCAGUUACCAAUAAGAUGAAGGAAUUGGAAGAUAUGGAGAAGUAUGUUGAAAAAGUCAAAGAAGACAAUGUCAAUACAGAGUCAGAAAUUCUGGCCAAAGUAGAGGAAAUGAAACAGACAGUAGCACGUACUAAGGAAGCAAAUGAUAUGCAUGCUGGAGAAGUUUAUGGAGAGAAGGCGAUUUUAGCAACAGAAACAAGAGAACUCCAAUCUCGUCUCCUCAGCUUGUCAGAUGAAAGAGACAGUUCUCUAUCAAUUCUUGAUGAGAUGCAAACCACUCUUAAAUCUAGAAUGGCUUCAUUAGAAGCUACGCUGAAUGCAUUAGAGGAAGAAAAGUUGGCUAAGGAAAAACAUGCACGAAACGCUCUUGCUGAGCAGGAGGCCCUCAUGGAGAAGGUACUCCAGGAAUCAAGGAUGCUACAACAUGAAGCAAAUGAGAAUUCCAAGUUGCAGGAGUUCCUAAUUGAACGUGGACAUUUAGUUGACGUGUUACAGGGAGAAAUUUCUGUUAUUUGUCAAGACGUGAGGCAUCUGAAAGAGAAGUUUGACUUGGAAGUACCACUAAGCAAAUCUCUUUCCUCUAGUCAAACAAGCUUCAUCCUAGCUUCAUCAGGUUCAUCUCUAAAAACCACUGCAGCUAGCGAUUGGCCUCGUUUUUCCUCAAUCCCAGUGGACACAGCAGCCCAUCCGGAUGCUGAGAAGGGCACAUCAUUAAAUCUCAGAACGGAAGGAAGCCAAGCAUCCUCUGUCAGUAGCUCUAGCUUGGCGUCGAACAAUCUUGAAGAAGGAUCAGAAAGAAACCAUUUAAAAUCAUCAUUUUCAGAUGAUGGGUGGGAUGUAUUUGACAAAGACGCUGAGUUCUCCGAAGUUGCAUAUUUCGUGGAUGCAAAAGAAAGCUUGAAGGAGUUUUGAGGAGGGCCCAGAAUUGAAAAUUUGUUAGGUUGGCUCUAUGCUUUCUGCUUCAGUUUUACGUAGAUUUGUGUAGUUAGGAAGGCCAAAUCAAACUUCAAUCUCUUGUACAUAUAGAUGGAUUGGGAACUUUUCUGAAGGGGUCCAGAUUUAUUUUCUCAUAUUGGUUUUGGUUCAGUAUACAAUAUAAAUUAUACAAUGAAUUGAAAAUUAGAUGUUCUUUUGUGAUCAUAAAUGUAAUGGUUCUAUAGCCACUUUGGAUUGUUCUGUCCUGA